UGCGUCUUUAAACGUUGUUUGCGGCCCGCCAAAAACAAAACAGAGAAGAAGAAGAAACAGCGAGUACCGCCAACAAAGAAGAGUCGACAGCAGAUCUUUGCUGAUUCUGAUGAUUAUUCAUUAUUGAAAGCAACAUUCAGAGAUUGAAAGUAAAGUUCAGAGCGUUGGAGCUUUUAUAAGCAGUGAAAAUGGAUUCGCUCUCUGUGGAAGAACUUUCUUGUCCCGUGUGCUGUGAAAUCUACAAGAAUCCUGUUCUUCUGUCGUGUAGUCACAGUGUGUGUAAAGAGUGUCUUCAACAGUUCUGGAAAACCAAGAGAACUCAGGAGUGUCCCGUCUGCAGGAGCAGAUUUUUAAGAGAAAAACCUCCUUGUAAUCUGGCAUUGAAGAACUUAUGUGAGAUGUUUGUGAAGGAGAGAAAUGAGGAGGAGAUCUGCAGUUUACACAGUGAGAAACUCAAACUCUUCUGUCUGGACGAUAAACAGCCGGUGUGUUUAGUGUGCAGAGAUUCACAAAAACACACCAAUCACAAAUUCAGACCCAUCAGUGAAGUUUUUCGAUCUUACAAGGAGAAACUCAAUACAGCACUGAAGUCUUUACAAAAGAAACUCAAACGCACAGAAAACAUGAAAGGAGAGUUUGAUAAAUCAGUUGGACACAUCAAGACUCAAGCUGAGCACACAGAGCGUCAGAUUAAAGAGCAGUUUAAGAAGCUUCAUGAGUUUCUCCGACAUGAAGAAGAAGCUACAAUCACUGAACUGAGAGAGGAAGAGGAGCAGAAGAGUCAGAUGAUGAAGAAGAAGCUUGAGGAGAUGAACACACACAUCUCAGCUCUUUCACACACAAUCAAAGACAUGGAGGAAAUGAUGAAAGCCAAUGACGAUGUCUCAUUUCUAAAGAACUUUAAUGUGACAAUGGAAAGAGUCCAGAUCUCACAGCCGGAUCCACAGAUGACUUCUGGAGCUUUCAUUCAUGUGCCACAUUACUUGGGCAACCUGACAUUCAGAGUCUGGAAGAAGAUGCAAGACAUUGUCCACAAGACUCCUGUGAUUCUGGAUCCAAACACUGCAAAUCCAAAUCUGAUUCUGUCUGAUGAUCUGACCAGUGUGAGAUACAGCAAGAAGAGAAAAAUAUUACCUGAUAAUCCAGAGAGAAUUAACUGUGAUGAGUGUGUUCUGGGUUCAGAGGGGUUUAACUCAGGAACACACUGCUGGGAUGUGGAGGUUAAAGACAAUAAAGACUGGAGUCUUGGAGUUAUUACAGCAUCAAACAAGAGGAAGGGAGGAGUUUUCUUUAAGGCUAAUGUCUGGCGUAUUGAUCAUAUUGAGGAUUAUUAUGAAGAUGAUGAAGAUUACGAGGAUGAUGUAGAUGAGGUGGAUGAUAAAGAUGAGGUGGAUGAUAAAGAUGAGGUGGAUGAUAAAGAUGAGGUGGAUGAUAAAGAUGAGGAGGAUGAUAUAGAUGAGGAGGGUAAUGUGUUUAUUGUCACACAGAAACUUGAGCGUGUGAGAGUUCAUCUGGAUUAUGACAGAGGAAAAGUGUCAUUCUCUGAUCCUGUAACUAACACACAUCUACACACAUACACACACACAUUUACACACACACUCUUGCCAUUCUUCUGGAAUAAUAAAACACUCCCUCUGAGGAUUUUACCUGUAAAAUGUUUGUAACAACAGAAAUGACUAAAGUUUAACGACAGUUUUAAGACUCAUUGUUUCUGACACUGUUUAUGGAUCAAUGAAUUCAGAUUUUCUUAGGCUAAAAUGUAAUACAACACUCAAUAUAUCUACACAAUUCCCACUUUAACAAAUAAAAUGUGAUCUUGCCAACAUAAAAACAUGAAAAGUUUUUACAUAUUAAAAUUCAAAGCUCAUGGAAACCAUUUAAGUAUUUCUACAUUUGAUAUCGUCACAGUCCAUCUUCCUCAAGUUUCCCUAGUACUCUUAUUUUGAAGUUUUCUCACAGACUUCAUCUCCAAUAAAUCACUGCCCUCAUUAUUUCCAUCUGUUUCCAAUCCUCCUCACCUGUCCUCCAUUCCAUCAUCUGCCCUUGUUUGUAUAAAUACCCUCCUGUUUUACAUUCCUUUGUCAGUCCUUAAAGUGUUACGUUGUAAGGCUGAAGCGUUAUGUUACGUUGUGUUGUUAUUUUGUGAUGUUUAGAUUCAUAGUUUGUUCCACUCCAGCGUU
Xyrauchen texanus (razorback sucker) is the source of this 2180-nucleotide messenger RNA. RefSeq names its product nuclear factor 7, ovary-like. NCBI's taxonomy places the organism in Eukaryota, Metazoa, Chordata, Actinopteri, Cypriniformes, Catostomidae. The record is from RefSeq and is a predicted model, not a curated record. The transcript is spliced from 7 exons. Bases 189 to 1664 code for a protein of 491 amino acids. Gene Ontology annotation, molecular function: zinc ion binding.